AACUAAUCAUGCUUAGCUAUCGCUAAUUAUUCACUUUUACUUUAAUUAACCCACUCACUCCUUCCUUCCUUAUUUAAUUAACUCAAUAUAUAUUAUUUUAAAAUAAAAAUAAUCCACCCCACCACUCUCCUCUCUCUCUCUCUCUCUCUCUCUGGCAUCCCUAUAAAGUCCACCUGAUCUCCUUCUCUCCGCCCUCCACUUCUCCCAUCAAUCCUCUCUCUCUCUCUCUAGCAAAUCGAUCGAUCAGCGGAGGGUUACCUUUUUGGGUUUUAACUGAGAAUAGGAACAACAUGGACGGUAAAGGGAGGAGGGGAAGUAGCUGCUACCAGGACUACUACUCAGCGGCUGUUGCAGCCGCCAUUAAUGAAGAGAGCAGCCUGACGCAGAAUGAAGAAGAUGAAGAAGAUAUGGUGAUGAUGAUGAUGGAUGGUGAGGACACCAACAACACCACCACCAACAACAGCAACAGCGAGAUUAAUAAUAAUAACACUAGUAUGGAGGAGGAGGAGGAGCUGAGGAGGGGCCCCUGGACUGUCGAAGAAGACCUCGCCCUCAUCAACUACAUCGCUCUCCACGGCGAAGGCCGCUGGAACUCCCUCGCUCGCUGCGCCGGACUGAAGCGAACGGGGAAGAGUUGCAGAUUGCGGUGGCUGAACUACCUCCGCCCCGACGUCCGCCGCGGCAACAUCACCCUCGAGGAACAGCUCCUCAUUCUCGAACUCCACUCCCGCUGGGGCAACCGGUGGUCGAAGAUCGCACAGCACUUGCCGGGAAGAACAGACAACGAGAUCAAGAACUACUGGCGAACCAGAGUCCAGAAGCACGCCAAGCAGCUCAAAUGCGACGUCAACAGCCAGCAAUUCAAGGACGCCAUGCGCUACCUCUGGAUGCCCCGCCUCGUCGAGCGCAUCCACGCCGCCUCGUCCUCCGCCCCCUUCGCCCCCUUCCCCGCCUCCGUCCCCCCGCCCCCGCCAGGCGGCGACUUCGGGGGACCCGACUCGUUCCAGACCCAGUUCUCCGCCUACACCACCACCGCCACCACCUCCGAUAAUUCCAGCGCCGCGGCCUCCUCCGGAUCCGACUCGUUUGGGACGCAUCUGUCCCCCGUCUCCGACCUCGCCGAUUAUUACAGUGUCCCGGUCGGGAAUAACUCUAACCCGGAUCCGGAUAACUACAAUUUCCAAUCUGGAUAUGGUGGAGGUGGACAGAUUACCGGCAACGGCAUGAGUUACCCGGAUUCGACCCUAAUCAGCCCCUCGGGUUAUUUUAACCAGGGGUUGAGCUUCGAGGCCAACCAAUGGCUGGACGCCGGGGGCAUUUCCGACAAUUUGUUUAACGGUUUUAGCGAGGACAUGUGGUUUUUACAGCAGCACCUCGGCAGUGGCGACGGCAGCAUGGAUGGAAAAUGACAUUAAGGGUACUCGUGGGAUGGCAUAAUUACACCAUGUAAAAUUGAACCCAAAUAAAAAAAUAAAAAAAAAACAAAUUAAAAGAUUGAUACGUUUAGGAUCGAGUUUGUGAAGGAGGGACGAGUUUAAUUGUGGAUUCCUCGGUUUGUACUUGUUUGUCUUUUUAUUUUUAUUGGGGGCAAAUUUGUAAUUUGAGAUUUUCAAUCUCAUUCUUUGAUAAUUGACCUUUGUAUUUGUAUUUCUA
Malania oleifera is the source of this 1653-nucleotide messenger RNA. Its product is annotated as transcription factor MYB108-like. NCBI's taxonomy places the organism in Eukaryota, Viridiplantae, Streptophyta, Magnoliopsida, Santalales, Ximeniaceae. Gene Ontology annotation, cellular component: nucleus. Gene Ontology annotation, molecular function: DNA-binding transcription factor activity; sequence-specific DNA binding. Bases 291 to 1409 code for a protein of 372 amino acids. The transcript is spliced from 3 exons. The record is from RefSeq and is a predicted model, not a curated record. Gene Ontology annotation, biological process: regulation of DNA-templated transcription.